Pseudomyrmex gracilis is the source of this 533-nucleotide messenger RNA. Its product is annotated as histone H2B-like. The transcript has a single exon. Gene Ontology annotation, cellular component: nucleosome. Gene Ontology annotation, molecular function: protein heterodimerization activity; structural constituent of chromatin; DNA binding. The record is from RefSeq and is a predicted model, not a curated record. Bases 32 to 403 code for a protein of 123 amino acids. Lineage: Eukaryota; Metazoa; Arthropoda; Insecta; Hymenoptera; Formicidae.
UCGUGCUGUUCGACGAAGAAGUUUUCUAAAGAUGCCACCGAAGGCUAGCGGCAAAGCAGUAAAGAAAGCCGGCAAGGCUCAGAAGAAUAUAAGCAAGGCUGACAAGAAGAAGAAAAGGAAGAGGAAGGAGAGUUAUGCAAUUUACAUCUAUAAAGUAUUGAAACAAGUUCAUCCUGAUACUGGAAUCUCCAGCAAGGCUAUGAGCAUCAUGAACAGUUUCGUUAAUGAUGUUUUCGAGCGCAUUGCGGCUGAAGCAUCACGACUGGCUCAUUACAACAAACGAUCCACUAUCACGUCUCGGGAGAUUCAAACUGCUGUAAGACUUCUCCUUCCUGGUGAAUUGGCGAAACACGCAGUCAGCGAAGGCACGAAGGCAGUAACUAAGUACACAAGUUCAAAGUGAACAAGUUAUGACAAAACGGCCCUUUUCAGGGCCACUAAUUAUAUUCGAACGUUUGUGACAUUCUUAUUGCAAUAAAAUUCUAGUUAGGUUGUAUUACUGAAUACAAAGUGAGCUAUGUCUAAUUUUUGCU